Molecule: messenger RNA, 3839 nt
Organism: Adineta steineri
Lineage: Eukaryota; Metazoa; Rotifera; Eurotatoria; Adinetida; Adinetidae
Source: the annotation of a GenBank genome assembly
AUGUUUCCAAACAAGAAGUCAACAGCCGUGACCACUGGCCACAAAGCACAACGACUGAUGAUUUCUAGUCAAACAGAAGCUAUAGCUUCAUCUGCUCAACAGCGUAUCUACAUGGAUGAUAAACUUUAUUUUAGUGCCUCUGAGUUGUCUAUCUACAAUAUUACGGUACCAUUGCAGAUCAAACGAGGUUCAGUGUCUAUAGAACAUAUUCGUUCAUCCUUAGUAUCAAUGAUACAGCAGCAUACAGUUCUUCGCACUGCCGUUCGUUUCAGUCCAACACUUAAUCAAAUCGAGCAAAAUAUUCAACCAUUCACCGACGAUAUCUAUUCUUUUCAACACUCUCGAGGUGUUUCCACAUUGGAACAACUUGACCAUCUACUGAAAAAUGAAAGAAUUGGAAAAUAUUUCGAUGUUGAAAAUGGAAAAGUUUUACGAUGUCAUGCAGUACAACGAUCUCCCGAGAAUCGUGGUGAUUUACUACACGAAAGUGAUCUGAUUAUUUUUGUGAUUCACCAUAUCGCAUUUGAUCUCGGCUCAACCAAACCAUUUCUGAAAGCCUUUGAACUAGCAUGCUGGACAAAUGAAUAUCACCAACCAGUGUUAACAGUUCCACAAUACAUUGACUUUGCAUUGUACGAACAAACACUGCUAGCAGACACAAAUGCAGAGUCAAAGAUGAACAAGGCUCGUCGCUUUUGGGCUAAUCUUAUGCAUGGAUACAACUGGGAUAAAAUACGAUAUUUGGUGCCCAGUGAAGGUCGAACUGAUCGACUUGAUUCUGGUCGUGGUUAUACAACUGCAUUUACUAUCGAUCAAGAUGUUGUUGAUGCAAUGAUGUUAUUUGCUUCAACCAACAACGUGACAAUGUUUUCAUUGUCUCUUGCCUGUUACUAUGCAUUCUUAUUUAAACUAACUAACCAUAAUGAUGACUUGUGUGUAGUAAGCAGUGCAGCCAAUCGAUCUGAGAAAGAGUUACAAGACAUGAUUGGUAUGUUCGUCAAUCUUCUAUUAUACCGAGUCAAAAUUGAAUCAAAUAAUACAUUUAAACAUCUUGUGGAACAAGUACAACAGCUAAGCAAUGAAAUCCUCGUACAUAGUUCCUUACCUUAUCAACAAAUUAUUGAUUCCCAAGGCACACAAAAAAACAAUGCAUUACCUUCAAUGUUUUUCCAGUAUGAACCUUUAAUAUUAUCAAUUACACAGAAAAACUCAAUCGAAUUAAAUCUGAGCGAAGGUUCAGUUGUAAGCGCACCAGCUUCCUAUGCACAAGCUCGUAUAUGGUUUGACAAAAGAAUUCGAUUCGAUCCAGACAAACCACAAAUAGCAAUCUAUGAUAUGCCUUUUGUUUAUCAUUUGCAACCAGGUCAUACUUUAUCAAUAAAACGAUUACUUCAUGCUCUCCAACUAAUUGUCCCAAAACAUCAAUCACUUCAUACAUCACUUGUCUUUGAUACGAAAAAGAACCAAGUUAUACAAAGAAUCGUUGAUAUGAACGAUAAUAAUAGACAACUAUUUACAUUUAUUCAAAGCACUUAUGAAACAGAUGAACAGCUGAAUCAAAUCUUACACGACCAGAGACGUAAUCCGCACCUUUUUGAUCUUGCUCAAGGUCUUGUCUUUCGAUGUCAUCUUGUUUACUACCAACAAAUCUCUUCAAAUGAUAUACUUUCCGAUAAAGAUCUACUGAUUUUCAAUUUUCAUCAUGCUCAAUUUGAUUUUCCGUCGAUGGAAGUGUUUCUUCGUGAUCUUAAUCAAGCAUAUACAACAGGUCAAUUAUCAUAUGAUGACAACACUACUCUACGUUAUAUCGAUUAUGCUGUUAUUGAACAACAAAUGUCAAUGACUGGUGCAAGUAUGUUUUGGCUUGAUGCUCUACAUGAUUGUAAACUUGAUCAACCUUUGUCAUUACCAUAUGAUCGAUAUCGUCUCUCGAAUGAACAUCGAACUGGUCGUGGAACAUCAGUUUCUUUUGAUUUUGGUCAAGAUCUCUCACAUGACUUUCUCAUCCAUGCAUCAUCAAACAACAUCUCACUUGAACAUCUCACAUUUGCUAUUUAUUUCAUUUUUCUAUUUAAAUUAACUAAUGGACAAACAGAUCUAUGUAUUGCUAUGAACAUCAAUAAUAAUCGAUAUAGAGAUGAGUUCAAAUCAAUCAUUGGGUUGUUUGAGAAUGUGAUUCCAUUACGAUGUCAAUUAGAUCCUCACUGGUGUUUUCAUCAAUUACUUGAACAUGUUCGAGAGAUGACAACAAAUAGUAUGAAAUAUUCAUAUUUUCCUCUUCAACGUAUUCUCAAUCGACAUCCACAUAUUUCAAAAUAUGCAUUUUUGGACAUAUCUCUAGACUUUAUAUCAUACACGAGCAACAAUGACAACAAUGCAAUGAUGAUUGGUGAUUCUCAACUAGUUCCGGGAUCAUGCUCAUUCGAUAUGCAUGAAGCUAAGAUAUUAAGUCAAUCCGACUUCUCUCUUUCAAUUCACCAUAAUAUAAACAUCAAUCAACUUUCAUGCACUAUCAAUGGAUCACUUGACUUGUUCAAUAGAGGGGCAGUGGAGAAAAUUUCACAAAGAUUUCAUUCCAUUUUACAUCAAUUAUCUACAUCUAUUAUUGAUAAUCAAAUGAACAAACCUAUCUAUAAAUUAUCAUUAAUAUUAUCAAAUGAACAAUUACUUUUACAAUCAUUAAAUAAUACACAAAUAUCAUUUUCAUCUCCUCGCACUUGUAUUCAUCAUGAAUUUGUAUAUCAAGUAAUAAAACAUCCACAAAAAUUAGCAGUUGAACUAGAUGAACAAUCAUUGUCAUAUUGUGAACUUCUAUAUUAUGUUCAAGUCUUAUCUUUCACUCUUCUUAAUGACUAUCUUAUUGCUCCAGGUAAGAUCGUAUGUCAAUGUGUUGAGCGAAGUUUGUCAAUGGUGAUUGGUAUUAUGGGAAUUGAAAUGGCUGGUGGUGUUUAUUGUCCGUUGUCACCUCGAGAUCCACAACAUCGUUUGUAUGCACUCACACAACAAACACGAAGUCGUCUUGUACUUGUUCAUCAUAAAACUCAGACUAAGUUUCAUCCUAAUAUUGUAUUACUUGAUAUCGAUUUAAUAGUGUCGGAUAGUGAGAGAGGAGAUAACAGUAAUACUGAUGGACUAUCAAAUGUUUUAGUAGUAGCGGAAGAUAUGGCUUACAUCAUCUUCACAAGUGGUUCAACAGGAACACCGAAAGCAGCUCAAGUGCGACGUCGGAAUUUCAAUCGGUACAUGUAUUCAUUAGUAUGUGGUGAUGUAUUGAAGGAGAAAGAUACAAUUAUGCAAAUAUCCCGUUGUUCAUUUGAUACACAUGUCCAAGAUAUAAUGGGCACAUUAAUAAUUGGAGCUACACUUGUAAUGUUACAUCCAGGAGGAAUUAUUGAUCUACCGUAUCUUGCUGAUGUCAUCAAAAAGAAGAAUGUUACGUGCUUUACUAGUGUACCAACUAUUCUUCAGCAUUUGUUCAGUUUUCUAAAACACUCUAAUGAUAGCUCAUACUCAACAAGUCUACGAUGCGUUUGUACUGGAGGGGAAAUAUGUUCUGUCAAUCUGGUUAACUUAAUUUUAAGUUCACUCACAGAUCACUGUGAACUGUGGAACUUUUACGGUCCAGCUGAAGCAACUAUAGUUUGUACCUAUCAUAGAGUUAAUCUCGUGGAUAACAUCCAAAGCAUAUCAAUUGGUAAACCACUUUCCAAUUACCGAUGUAUGAUUAUGAGCGAAUAUUUACAAUCAUCUGUUACUGAUGAAGAAGGUGAAUUGUGUGUAGGAGGACUCGGCGUCUUUGCUGGUUAUCUUGGUCGUGAUGAUUUAACUGCAAAAGCUCU